Molecule: messenger RNA, 1919 nt
Organism: Cynoglossus semilaevis (tongue sole)
Lineage: Eukaryota; Metazoa; Chordata; Actinopteri; Pleuronectiformes; Cynoglossidae
Gene: kpna2
Product: karyopherin alpha 2 (RAG cohort 1, importin alpha 1)
Exons: 11
Coding region: 220-1791 (523 amino acids)
Biological process (GO): protein import into nucleus
Cellular component (GO): cytoplasm
Molecular function (GO): protein binding; nuclear import signal receptor activity
Source: RefSeq, a predicted model, not a curated record
ACGUCAUUUCCGGUAAGCGUCUGUAUUUUUUAAACAGCCCAAUAAAGUGUGUCGCGCGAUGCUUUAGCUCGAACAGCCCAAUCAGGAGUCUUGGUUCUACGAGUUUAAAGGUCUGUGCGGCACUUCCCAGAGGUUACAAGCUCUGCUUCAACAGAAGGAAAUAUCAAGCAUUACAUCUAACUUCUAUUGUUAAACGACUUUUCUGUCGCUUUACCGAAAAUGUCUGAGAAUUGUGCUCGUCUGAACAAGUUUAAGAACAAAGGCAAGGACGCAAAUGAGCUUCGACGCAGGAGAGUUGAAGUGAACGUGGAGCUCCGUAAAGCCAAGAAAGAUGAUCAGAUGUUUAAAAGAAGGAAUGUGGCCGCAUUUCCUGACGAGGCCACGUCUCCUCUCCAAGAAAGGAGCCAGAACUGUCAGUCAACCAGGCAGUGGACAGUGGAGGAGAUCGUUGCUGGAGUUCUGAAUGGUAAUACGGAGUCCCAGCUCCAGGCUACGCAGGCUGCCCGGAAGCUGCUGUCUCGGGACAAGCACCCCCCCAUUGACCAGAUGAUCAGUGCUGGUCUGAUCCCCAAGUUCGUUGCAUUCCUGGGGCUGUCAGAGUGUCCACCAAUCCAAUUUGAAGCUUCCUGGGCUUUGACCAACAUUGCCUCUGGGACAUCUGAUCAAACAGCUGCUGUCGUGGAGGGUGGAGCCAUUCCUGCCUUUGUCAAUCUGAUCAUAUCCCCUCACCAGCAUAUCAGCGAACAGGCCGUCUGGGCACUGGGAAACAUUGCUGGUGAUGGAUCAUCUCUCAGAGACAUGGUCAUCAAACAUGGAGCUAUCGCACCUCUGCUCAGUCUAAUGGCCGUCCCAGAUUUGUCUGUGUUCAAUACUGGCUAUGUGAGAAACGUGACGUGGACUCUAUCGAACCUCUGCCGCAACAAGAACCCCUCUCCACCUCUGAAUGCCGUACAGCAGAUCUUGCCUGCUCUCAUUCGUCUUCUGCACCAUGAUGACCUGGAAGUCUUGGCCGAUGCUUGUUGGGCAAUUUCUUACCUGACGGACGGGUCGAAUGAUCGCAUUGAGGUGGUGGUCCAAACUGGCAUCAUUCCUCAUCUUGUUAAGCUGCUUGGCUAUGACGAGCUGUCAAUCAUUACCCCCGUACUGCGGGCCAUUGGCAACAUUGUGACUGGGACAGAUGAACAGACUCAGGCUGUUCUCAAUGCGGGGGCUCUGUCCAAAUUCUCGCGUCUACUGCGCCACAAGAAAGCUAACAUCCAGAAGGAGGCAGCGUGGACGUUGUCCAACAUCACUGCAGGGAGAGACGCACAAAUCCAGGAAGUCAUAGACACUGGCCUUGUUCCUUAUCUGAUUGAAACUCUUGUACAUGGAGACUACAAAACACAAAAAGAAGCUGUGUGGGCUGUUACUAACUUCACCAGCGGGGGCACUGUUCAGCAGUUGGUUUAUCGCGUUCAAGCUAAUGUGCUAGAGCCUCUACUCAACCUACUUUUGUCCAAAGACAGCAAAACCAUCCUUGUCAUCUUAGAUGCCAUCACCAACAUCUUCAUGGCUGGAGAUAAAAUUGGGGAGUCGGACAAGCUAAGUCUCAUGGUUGAAGAAUGCGGAGGACUGGACAAGAUUGAAGGCCUGCAGUCGCAUGAGAACGAGAUGGUGUACAAGGCAGCGCUCAAUCUGAUUGAAAAGUACUUCUCAGAGGAGGAGGUGGAGGUGCACUGUGUAGUUCCAGAAGCCACCACUGAUGGUUAUGCUUUUCAAAUCAAUGAAAACCAAAGCACUUUCAAUUUCUAAAUGUUUUUUCUUUACUCCAGACUGUACUCUGCUCUGUCUUUGUUCUGUUCUUUCUGUUUCCUUGUAUGUACUGUACAUUUUUUAUUGUGACUGAAAAACAUGACUGUAAAUAAAGGUGUCAGAUAAUG